Molecule: messenger RNA, 1136 nt
Organism: Mytilinidion resinicola
Lineage: Eukaryota; Fungi; Ascomycota; Dothideomycetes; Mytilinidiales; Mytilinidiaceae
Exons: 1
Coding region: 153-1031 (292 amino acids)
Source: RefSeq, a predicted model, not a curated record
CUUUGCUACGCCCCAUCCAUUCACCUUCGUCUUUUGCCUUCCCACAUAACGCCGUAACACGAACGACCCACUAGCCAAUUCAGGCUUCCCCAAUUUCGACUCCUCUUUUCCCUAUCCUUCUCUUAUUCCUAACACCACAAACAAACGCCACCAUGUCCUCCCCUCGCGGCACCAAACGCCGCGCAGACGACCCCGAUCCUCAUACUCCAUACACCGGCUUCUCUUGCCCGCUCAGCGCUGAAAACACGGUAGCCGAGUUCGAAAAGCUCAGGGAAUCGAUACGACUGCGGAACCAGAACUGGAACAACAGCCGAUUAUUGAGUCCUCCCCCUCCCCCUCGUCACCCUCCUGGUAGUCGUACAGAGAGACCGAUGGCUUCGGGUUCGAAUGCAGCAGGAUCUGGGCUUCAAUAUGAAUCUCGCGAUGGAGCCUGUGGCAGCGCCAACGGCCCAGCACGCGAUGAUGCGGCGCAACGACGGGGCAGUUUAGAAGAAGGAGAGAUCGAGGGAGAUGAACAACCAAUGGGACCAACUCCUCCUUCUUGCUUUCUUCUCUCAGAUAGGCAUGCGAAUACGGCUACGAUAGGGUCAUCACCCCCUCUACGCAGCUCAGCGCAAGACGAAUUCGAGGAUCGAACGGGCCCUACCCGCUCGUUUCCCGCAGGAAGGCCUACUGUCACCACUACGGGGCCGCCACCCCCUCUACGCGGCUCAGCGUACGACGAAGACGAGGAUCGAAUGGGACCCCCAGUCCAACAAAUCCGACCCGCCCUCAAGACCGUGGUUGUAAACGGCGCAUCCAUCCCCAUAACCUGCCGCUGGUGGAAGUUCGGCGCCGGCCGCGGCGGCUGCCACAACACCGCCGAAACCUGCCAGUACGCGCACUUUGACACGGGACUGUACGCGGAGGACGGGCCGAGGAGCCAGGUGUCGGGCUCGCGGAAGAGAGCGAAGAAGAAGAGGGUGGCUGAUGCGGAUCCUGGUAAGCCAAGACGUAUGGAAGGGUUUGGGAGGACUGAGGUGUUAAUGUGAUUAUACAGAAGAGUCGAGGCGCCUCGAAGGUGCGGCGUUGGAGCCGGAUCCUAAUCAAGUGACUGCUCCGCCGAGGAGAACGUUCUCGGGGGCGCAGGAAGACCC